AUGGGGAAUCACCACUCUUCCUUUUCCACACCGAGCUUAUCGCCCAUAUCGAACAAGGACACUGCUUCGACUUUGACGCGGGCGAAGCAAGCUCGUGAAACCCUUGCGGACAAAACACGAGACGAUGCGGCAGCGAUGGCACUUAGGACAACUACCAAGCGCAAGACGAUCACCAAGCGCAAGACGGUGACCAUGCGCAAGACGGUGACCGAGACCAGCGAUACACACCAAAAGACGCCAGCUACGUCCAAGACCAAGGAUGCAACAGUGCAUACUACACCGUCUACGACACGCCCUUGGGCACUUCCGACAGUGCAUGAAACCAGCGACACAGAUGCUGUGCACUCAAAGCACAAGACACGUAAGAGUGAUUCUGUAUCUCUGGUUUCUCCUGUCCCAGUCACGACGAAAGACCAUGCUUUGCCGUCUACAGCACCCCAUCAAGCGUCCUCAAUAAUGCCCUCAAAGCAUGAGACACACAAGGGCGAAACUACAUCACCUUCUGCUUCCCAUGCCUUCUCUGCGAAGAAUGAACACACUCACACCUCACUCUUUUUACACUCUCCGGACAAGACGCAGGACCACGACACGGAAAUGCAGCGGCAUACAAACAGUGCGACUCGCGAUGCGCCCACGACCAUCCCGUCUCACCACACUGUACACGCCUCUCAUGGGCCGGCGCAUCACGCCAAAGGCGCUAUGCGUCGAUCGCGCGGUUCACACGUCCAUGCCCACGGAAAAGAAUCGCGUUCUACUGCUCUUUCGAAAGACGUUGGCACAUCAACGGACCAGAGCGCCACGGUGAGUUCCUCGACGUCCACCGCGUCAACGGACCAGAGCGCCACGGUGAGUUCCUCGACGUCCACCGCGUCAACGGACCAGAGCGCCACGGUGAGUGUCUCGACGUCCACCGCGUCAACGGACCAGAGCGCCACGGUGAGUGUCUCGACGUCCACCGCGUCAACGGACCAGAGCGCCACGGUGAGUGUCUCGACGUCCACCGCGUCAACGGACCAGAGCGCCACGGUGAGUGUCUCGACGUCCACCGCGUCAACGGACCAGAGCGCCACGGUGAGUGUCUCGACGUCCACCGCGUCAACGGACCAGAGCGCCACGGUGAGUGUCUCUACGUCCACCACGUCAACCACCACGUCAACAUCAACCACAACAACGACCAGCGCCUAUGUCUUUGUCAAGACGGACGCGCUUGUGAUGCCCACACCCAGUGGCCCCCUCUUGCUUCCAAUUUAUGAUGCGAACAAGACAAAGCAAAAGGCUUUGCCGCAAAUGAUCACGCCGACGAGCAAUGACGGCGUCCAGCUGUCCCAGUCAGUGCGUAUUAGUAUUUUAUUUAAGAGCACGGUUCCUUGGUCGUGGGUGGUCCAUCAGCGCGACACGGCCGCGCAGUUGUUCACCUAUAUGCCGCCCAUGCUCGCUGCUGGGAUGCAAUCGAGCACGGAUUUCGUUCACACAAUUCAAUUGCGUUCCCAGAAGAUGACGAGCUCGGAUACGAGUCCCAGGACGCUGCACAUGGCACGGAUUCCCCCGUCAAAUGUCGGUGCACUACAAAAAGCAUUUCACCGCGCCUCGACUGCGAUGCUUGCCAAUACGAGCAGUCAUGUCCAGCGCGAACUUGCUGAGCAGAUUGAUACUUCGUUCGAUUUAUUGACGUACAAGGACCGUGAUCCAAACGGCAAUCCUCCACCGACGCUUUCGCCUUCGGCCACCGCUGCGAUUGCCGCAACGUUUUCAACGGUCGGAUUUCUGAUGCUCGUCGCAGUGCUUGGCUGGUUUGGCUACCGCUGGUACAAGCGCCGCGCGCAAACCGCGCAGGACAAGCGCCGCGAUACGAUUGCCUCGUUUGUCGGCAUUUCUCCGCCCAAUUGCACUGACGAGCCGCAGCAAUUGUCCACGCCGUCGCCGACGUGGACAUAUGGAGAUGGUCGUACUAGCACGAUGAAUUCGCGAGGAUCAGCGACGCCCUACAUGGCGAGCCAUCCUGGACGUAUACAGUUGGAUACGCCGCGAGCCGAGCGUGCGUUGGGCUGGAGUGUGCCGGAUACGUCGGGCGAUACGGUGCCGUAUUUGGGUGCGGGUAUGUCGUUGGGCUCACAGCAAGCCGAUAUCUUUGGUUUUAGCACGCAUCCAGCGCCUAUGCAAGGCGAGGUCGGUGCGCCAGUCCGCCGCUAUUAUCCGGAUGUGCCUCCCAACAUACCCCUGUGGCUCGCCCAGGAACGAAUGGCUGCAACCUUGGCGCAAGGACUGCCAGAUGCAGGAUCGCUUCCUCUUCCGCCCAUUGCGCAGCUGCCCAAGUCGCCCAUGCCAAAAGAGCUAGAGCAGGCGACAUUUUAA
This is a messenger RNA of Malassezia vespertilionis, 2352 nucleotides long. RefSeq lists its product as uncharacterized. Gene Ontology annotation, molecular function: osmosensor activity. Lineage: Eukaryota; Fungi; Basidiomycota; Malasseziomycetes; Malasseziales; Malasseziaceae. Gene Ontology annotation, cellular component: plasma membrane; site of polarized growth; cell surface. The transcript is spliced from 2 exons. Gene Ontology annotation, biological process: fungal-type cell wall organization; hyperosmotic response; osmosensory signaling pathway via Sho1 osmosensor. Bases 1 to 2352 code for a protein of 783 amino acids. The record is from RefSeq and is a predicted model, not a curated record.